GUCAUUAAACAAUUCGUCGUUUCCGCGCGUGUAUAUCGCGGUCCGACCUAUAUUAUUAUUUUAUACAAUAUAAAUUGAUAAUUAUAUUUUGUAACAUCAAAUAAACACAAUAUCUAUUAUAAUGGGUAAUUAAAUAACUGUGUGCAUCAUGAUUACGACAAGCGCCUCUAAAAUCCAACGUCCAUGAGACAAUCGCGGUAUUUUCAACGUCAUAUUUAUUACAGCUGUGUUGACGAUCCUCGUUCAAGUAAACGAACUUGGUUGCUGUUAUUUGGUAUGUCCUCAAACAAUGAACCUACUUGGAGAAUAUGCAGAAAAGCAGUGUGGAUGUUGAUAAAAAAUGUUAAUAACUUAGCCAAUUCCGAAGCUUUACUAAACCGACAAGAGAAUGACCUUCAUAUUGCAAGCGGCAAAUGCUUCAUUUUAUUACUGACGGCUAUCCAAGCGCCGGAAAAGUCACGACUGGAAUCCGCGCAGGCCGAGUUCAAGCGAUUUGAAGCGCGGUGCGGCGCAAUGUUGGACGAUGGUGGUUGGUUGGGGUUGGUCAGGCGAAAACUACAAUUUUCUUCCGUCACCGCCACGGGCGUCGACUACUACGACGGACAGAUUGCGCUGGCUGACGUCACCUUAUGCAUAGUCGGACUGAUGGUCGUCAAGAUAGUGAACGGAUAUAACGUCGGUCAUAUGGCUACCGCUAAAACGGUUUACACACUGCGACGUGCCUGGAAAAUGUAUCAGCAGUGUUACGCCUCUAUACUGGACGUCUACCGCACCCUGUACGAACUGGACCCCGACGAAAACGCUCCGCGGUGGCCGCCGGUUUUGAAACGCAGACAAUCUUCAUCUGCCACCUCGUUGGCUUCGACGUCGAACGUAGGAAGUCGUAUGUAUCGCUCGGCUACCACAUCGUUUGAAACGAUUCGUCAAGACGGUGUAGCAAAUGGUAUGUCUAAAGACAUAGUUAGAUUAAUGGCAGCGGUCAGUGUGGGAUACGGUGCUUUUAAUUUGAUUUUAUCAUUAGUUUCACCAAUGAUGAUCCCUCUAAUUGGAAUGUUAGGUUUUCGUGGAAAUCGCCAAACCGGUCUAGACGCUUUAACGUUUGCCAAAAAUGGACCUGACGUACACGCACCGUUGGCAUGGUUGAUCCUGUCAUGGUAUUACAUGAUGGGAAACACAGAUUACUUGUUCGACGGUCCCCAGUCUCGAGAAAAUGAAAUCUAUGUCAAGGAAUCAGAACAAUUAAUUAAUAAUCCGCCCGAAGAAUUCCAAAACUCAACAACUCUGCAGUACUUUAUCGGGCGAUCGCUUUAUCUCAAGGGUGAUUUAGAACAAUCGAUACAAGCGUACGAAAUUGGAUCAACAGUUUUAGUUGACAAUUCUUUUAUAAGUAUGAAAACAAUGUGUUUACAUGAGUUAGGAUUCAUGUAUGCAAUUCAAUUGGAUUGGAUUGCUGCAUAUAAAAAGUUUGCAAGUGUAGCAGAAGUGUGGAUGAGGCAAUAUCAUUAUUUCAUGGCUACAGUGUGCGCAGGCGCGGCGGGCGAUACAACUAUGGCGGAGCUGAUGAAACGGCGGGCUGAUGAGACGAUCAACGGCUGCAGGUUGGACGCGUGUCGGGGAAUAAUGUACAGCUUCAUAGAGAGCAAGAGGACUAAGGUGGCCGAAGCGCUGCGGUGGACGGCGGCGGCCUCGAGCGAAGACGACGUCGACUGCAAACACGGCCACUUCCAGUGUAAUCACUGCGACGGGCAGCGAUACUGCCGUUUGAUCGCUUACGAAGUGCUGUACGUCAAAUACGGUGUGGCCAAGUGGCCGGUAGACACGUUGCACUCCGUCUUGUCGGAUUGCCAAGAAGCUGAAGACGACGACAACAUGAUGUGGUACACAAAACAAUUGCUGACGAUCGUCUGUCGGAAAGUUUUGGGUUUCGUCGACGACUACUGUCAAUCUCUGAUUUACAUUGUUGAAAAUAUGGACCAGAAUAAUCGACGUGAUCACUUAUAUGUAUAUGGAGUUUACGAACUGACUGCUGAACAGAUAAGACACAUUGAAACUAUAGACGAUGGCAAACGAACAGUCCAAAAACUCAAGGAUAUUAAACGACGUUACCAUUUUCAGUACUUUUACGAAAUGCGAUGUGUCUCGUUACAAGCGUACGUACAAAAAUUAAACACCAGAUGACAACUUUCUAAGUCCGAAAAACUACUAUACGACGGAAUGUGAACAAAAAAUUUUUUUGGGAACUUAUUGUUGUUUAUCAGUUUUUUUUUAUUAUUCAAACAGAUAUAUAUUUUUAUUGUUGUCAUUCAUCUAUCAUCAAAAUCGUAUACUAGAGUGCAAUAUUAAAAACGUAUUUUUUAUAUUAAAUGGAUGAAAUAGGGCUAUAGAAACUAAGCCGUCCAAAAAAUAGUUAUAGAAAAUUAGUGCCUUGUAUCGAGUAAGAAAAACAAUAAAUGAUUAAAAAAGGUAUCUAUUACCUUUAUAUACAAUAUUUAAUUAAGUAA
Messenger RNA from Melanaphis sacchari, 2501 nucleotides. RefSeq names its product tetratricopeptide repeat protein 39C-like. Gene Ontology annotation, molecular function: protein binding. The coding region runs from base 184 to 2178 and encodes 664 amino acids. Lineage: Eukaryota; Metazoa; Arthropoda; Insecta; Hemiptera; Aphididae. Gene Ontology annotation, biological process: cilium assembly. The record is from RefSeq and is a predicted model, not a curated record. The transcript has 10 exons.